GGCAAUGGGCUGGUUUCCAGCUCGAGAUGUGUGGAAUGGGCUCUUGUGAAAGUAACUAAAAUAUGCAUGAGUGCGGGUGUAUAUAUAUAGCCACAAGGCAUUCAUUCCGCUGCUGUGUUGAAGCUAGUUAGUGCUCUCCUCGCCUUCCUGGAAUCUGUGCUGGCUUGUUUGCUGAUUGCUGACUCUGCUCGAACAAGAGACGGCUUCAGUAAUCUCUUUUGAGAGGCACUGGGAAUGCACGCAGAACAGAAUGGACUCGUUUGUCGGUCUCUGCCUGAAGUCCUGGGGCCUGUAAUGAAGUAGCCACUGUUCUUUUCCCAGUAACGGCCUUCCUCCCCACCUCCCCACCUUGAAUGUGCAGACACUUUUGGGGAAACAGAAAGGCACUAUCUUCGAUAAAAUGAUGCAUUUCAACGAACUGUGCCGGUUCUGUGAUAUGGAGCCUACUAAUUGCACCAAUACUGGCUCCUGCAUAAGUAACUGCAACAGGUCCUCCAUCUGCGAGAACAGGGAUGAAGUGUGUGUCUCAAUCUGGAGGAAGCAAGAUGCCAAUGUGACUAUAGAAACUCUGUGCCACGAUCCAGCAAAGCCUCUGUAUGGGCACAUGCUGGAUGACUACAAUAAUACGAGAUGUGAGAUGAAAGAAAAGAAGGCUGAAGGUUCGGUGUUCUACAUUUGCUCGUGCUCAAAGGAGGCAGAAUGUAAUGACAAGCUGAUAUUCACAGAUGAUAUCCCAGUGGACGUGGAAUCUAUCACCAAAGUGAUCCUCGUCACUCUCAUCCCACUGCUCGUCAUUGCUUUAGUGGUGACCCUCGGUUAUUACUUGUACCGGGUCCAGAGGCAGAAGACCCUGAACAGAGAGUGGGCAAAGGAUCAGAAGGUCAAGAAGGCGGGUCAUCGGAUCCGGGGGCCGAUUGACCGGAGCGAAGGUUGCACCAUCCGCCUGGACGAUGACCAGUCUGACAUCAGCUCCACCUGCGCCAACAACAUUAACCACAACACCGAACUGCUGCCCCUGGAGCUGGAUGGCAUCGUAGGCAAGGGCCGCUUCGCCGAGGUCUACAAGGCCAAGCUACGGCAGAGCACCUCUGAACAGUUUGAGACUGUGGCCGCGAAGAUCUUCCACUUCGAUGAGUACGUGUCCUGGAAGAACGAGAAGGAGAUCUUCUCUGACGUCAACCUGAAGCACGAGAACGUGCUGCAGUUCCUGACGGCAGAGGAGCGGGAUACAGAAAUGGGCAAGCAGUACUGGCUGAUCACCGCCUAUCACCCCCAGGGCAACCUGCAGGACUACUUGAUGAGGCACGUUGUGAGCUGGGAGGAUCUGUGCCUGCUAGGAGGGUCGCUGGCCAGGGGGAUCGCCCACUUGCACAGUGAAUACACCCCCUGUGGCCGGCCAAAGAUUCCCAUUGCCCACCGGGACCUCAAAAGCUCCAACAUUCUAGUGAAGAAUGACAUGACUUGUUGCCUGUGUGACUUUGGCUUGUCAUUGCGGUUGGAGUCAUCUCUGUCAAUAGAUGACUUGGCUAACAGCGGGCAGGUUGGCACAGCCAGAUAUAUGGCCCCUGAAGUGCUGGAGUCGCGCAUUAAUUUGGAGGACAUUGAGGCGUUUAAGCAGACAGAUGUGUACUCGCUGGCACUCGUACUGUGGGAAAUGGUAUCGCGAUGUACAGCUGUUGGCGAAGUGAAAGAUUACGAGCCAGCCUUCGGUUCCAAAGUCCGGGAGCAUCCGUGUGUGGAAAGCAUGAAGGAUGUUGUUCUCAGGGAUCGGGGCAGGCCGGAGAUCCCCAACAGCUGGCUCAAUCACCAGCUUGUCCAGCAGGUGUGUGAGAUUAUUGUGGAAUGCUGGGAUCACGAUCCCGAAGCCCGCCUCACCGCCCAGUGCAUAGUGGAACGUUUCAAUGAUUUGGAGCAAAUGGACAAGCUCUCUGGUCGGAGCUGCUCUGAGGAGAAGAUUCCGGAAGACUGCACCGUCAGUGAGACCAAGCAGAACCUGAAGGCGGUCACCGUGGUGUAAGAUCCUGAGUACAGUCACCGUGGUCAACUGACUGAGUGGGAGAAACAACCCAGAGCAGAUAACAAGGAAUUUGUACCAGAAGGGAGAGUUUGAUGUCCUACAGGAGCAAUUCUGUGCCUCUUACUGACGGACAAGUAGUUCUUCACAACUACAGUGGAAUUCUGGGAGCAGGAACCUAGGCCAGAAUUUCUGACUUGUUCCAGGCAUAUUCUGAUUGGUAACUGCUCAGGAAGCCAAAGGUUCCAUCUUGUAACCAUUAAUUGUGCACUUUAUUAAUAUAUGUGUAUAUAUAAAGUACAGGUAUAUAUCUUGAGGAACUUUUUUAUAUUCAAAGUAUCAUAAUCAUGUGUGCCUGUUAAGAGUUGUAUGCAGCAAUAUGGCACUUGUAAUUUCUAUUCCCUCAAAAAAAAUCGUAUUUUGUUCUUUUCUGCAUUGGUUUUUGUACAGUGUAGGAACCAAUUUGUCUGGAACAGCAAUGGAAAUAGGAAUCAAACACCAAAAAAAAAACAGAUUGCUGCUAGAUGGAUGAAUUUAAGCAAGAGGUAAAGAUCAUAAAGGGAAGGGGAAGUCGAGGAACAAGACCUAUAGAUCUGGGGUGUGAAAGUGGGUGAUCAGGCUGCUGGUGGCCUCUGUCGUCCUCUCGCUGGAGAGUGGAACUGGUCAAAUGUGAAAUAAAACCAGAUCUCAUUGGAGCGUUGGGUUGCAAUUUAGCGGGGAAGACUGAUUCACCUGAAGUGGUGGGAAGCAAUCCUCGGGAUGAUGGUAAUGACAUUAAUGCUUCUACUUGAGUGCCCCUUAAAUGUGAGUCUGGAGCCUUUGGUGCGGAGUCCAGGAGAAAGUUUCAUCUGAAGUACCACAGCCUCAAGAAGCGAGCUGUAAGGUUCUAGAUGCAAAAGGAAUCAGGUGCAGAGAGUGGAGUGGCUUUGAGGUAAAAGAUUAGCUGUGAUUUCAUUGAGCAACAGAGCCAAGUGGUUUCCAGUUUCUUGUACAGCCAAUUGUUUGCUCUGCAGCAAGAAAAUACAGCAACAAUUUGGAAGCCCCAAAUGCCUGCUGUAUAACGUGGCACAGAGAUCAGGCAGGUGAAGCUGGGUCACUCAGGCAGGCAGGCCACAUUAUUUUUUUUAAUGCUGCAACUGGCUUUGGCAUCUCUAUGCUGUGGUGCGGGCGGUGGGGGGGAUGUGUUGGGGGUGCUUAUAGGGUCCCUGAGCUUAGGGGAUGUGUUGGGACUGGACUAGAUUUCAGUUUGCUGCAGUGUGCGCGCUGGGUUAGUCUGGUUUUGUUGUCCAGCUGGAGUUCGCCUGGGUACAACUGAGUCCCAAAGGUGGGUAUUUGGAGGGGUUAACUGGCUGCUGUAAAUUGCGGGGAGAAUAAGAAUGGGGUGACUGUAGGAUUGGUGUAACAAGGUGAUUGAUGGCCAGUGUGAACUUACUGGGCUGACAGGCCUGGUUUCAUGGCAUAUCUCUCUGUGACUGUUAAGAGUUGGCCACAGUGGUGUGAGACUGGAAUUGCCUUCCUGGGUGAAGGGCAGCAAGUAAUGUCCUUCAAAAAGAUAGGUGAAUUAGCAGAGAUUUUAUGGUAAUCCUGUAGCUCCACAAGUCAUUCAGCACUGAAUAGCUUUCGUGAUGACUCUUAUUUGUCACAGGUGCAGCUGGCCAGUAAUGUGACCUGGAAGAAGCUAAGAGCCUUCAAGUCACUCAGAAACUGCAUAUAGAAGGGGAGGGAAGAAAGCUAAGAAUUAACUCCCAACACCAUUCUCACAGAUACAUUGCAUUGGUAUUUAAUUUCGUAAAGUACCCAAUGAUUGCUCAGUAGCCAAUCAGAAUUGUAGGUUUUUUUAAAAAAAAGUGCUCAGGUUGAUGAACAUAUCCAAACCUCAAAUGAUCUGAGAUCUUCUGAAGAAGAUUUUGCAGAUGCUUGAAAUCUUGAGCAACACACACAAAAAUACUGAGGGAACUCAGCAGGUCAGGAGGGGAAUAAACAGUUGACAGUUUGGACUGACACGCUUCAUCAGGACUGGAAAGGAAGGGGGCAGAAACCAGAAUAAGGUAGUGGGGAGGGGGAGAGAGGGAAGAAGUUCACCCCAGUCUUACUGGAGUACAUGAGGUGCAAUAGAGCACCAGACCUCUGGUCUUCAUGCAUUCUCGUCCUGAUUGGUGUUGGAAUGUGGUUUGUAUCUUGUUUUACUGUAUUAUCUACAAUUGGUCAUAUUUCUAAACUUCUUAACCAGGUGUAUUGAACAAAAAAAAUCCAAAAUUUCCCCAUUUCCAUAGUCCUAUUUAGCCAAGCAAAAGUUUAUCACCAGAAGCUGAGAUGAGGAUCUUAGAAAGCUAGCUCCAAUUUGAUAUUAUGUGAAGGAUGCGUAACUUAGUGAAGUAUAUAUCAGGGCCUGUUCAGUUCUGUGAUCAUGUAUUACUCCCCUCAAACUAAUAAUGUUGAAGUACUCUGGUAUGAAUUGAUCAACAAGUCACUAGAGCAUUAAUAGUCCAAUAAAACCAGUAGCUUUCUGGUGCAACCAGGUCUUAAAAUAGAAAAAAAACCCCCGCAUUAUUCUGGUCCCCACAAAACUGACAGAUUCUUGUCAAUCAGUAAUGGACGAAAACGGGGAAAUACUGUGCUACUUGAAGGAGCAACAUGGUAGCUUAGUGGUUAGCAUAACGCGAUCACAGCACUAGCAACCCGGGUUUGAUUCCCGUCCUGUCUUUUUUGUGGGUUUCUCCCCACGUUCCAAACGCGUGUGGUUGCUAAGGUUACUGGUCACAUGGGUAUCGACAGCGACAACCUCUGCUUCAUUGGACUGUGUAAAUAGCAUGGGCCAAUCUGGAAUUGCAACUGAUAGGAGGGUAAUCCAGGGCCAAUAAGAGUGAGAUGUGCAAGAUGCUGAUUGUAUAUUCUCCGAUUUACCAAAAUUUAUGGAGUAAUCUCAGGCAGAUGGUUAAAAGAUUGGAUAAGAUUAAGACAUUCCAACUGUGUUGGGAGAAUUCAGGAAAAGCUGCUAUUUGUACUAACAUCAGAGCUAAGCUGUUCAGAAUUAUCAGGAAACACACUCUGUACACAGAGUGGUGAAAAUCAAAGGCUUGCAUAAAGCUGCUGAGGUUAUACCCACUGAAAACUUUUUUUUUAGGUGAUGGUAUUAAAGGUUUAGGAAUGAAGGGAAAUAAACGGGUUUCAUUCCACGUUCAAGGAGACUUGAUAGCACAGGCUCAAAUCAAUUGAUUUGCAUUGUUGUCUUCCUAUACUUUCAGAAUUCAAUUAAAGUUAGUUGUCUCGCCUUCUGUCCAGGAAUGUACAUGUUGUAUUAAUAUUUGGAACUUCACAGGUUUAAAAAAAAACAUAUUGCAAAACAUGAGCUGCACGUUUGUACACAAAACUGACCAUAUAAAUUACAACCAUGAUAUUGGCUUUGUGGGCCUUGGAGAGUAAUUCAUCAUUUCGGGCAUAUAAGUUGCUUGAAUGUAUUUUUUUAGAAAAUUUGUUGCUAUAUAUAAUCCUUUUAUAUGUUUUUUGUAAAUGCUGGAGUUGUCAACUUGCAUUAAAACUAUUUUAUAUAGCACUUAAUAUAAGUGACAUUUAUAUAAGGAGGUAAUGUUUCAUAGGAUAAAAUUAUCUAACAGCUUUUUUUGAAAGUAUUUUCAAUAAAAAUGGUAUUAAAGGGAUUUCAUGUCAAUGUCGGGACAAAAGCUAUUGUAUACUGUUGCCUCUAUGUAGCAGGUUUUGUAUGUUGACUGAUGUAUUUUUUUUACGAUCUUCAAUUGUCCUAAUAGGAAUGUGUGCCAUUCAUUCUUUGGUACAAGGAAUCUGGUCUUCAAUAUCCACCUCCAAAAGUGAGGCAGAAUUAGUAUGAUCAAACAUGCGCCAUAAUUUCUCAUGUUGAGUGUAUGCAUUGGCUGCUACUUUGAAUGCAACUUCAUUAAUCUGAUAACAAUCUGUCUCUUUCCAUUUGAAGCAUCAAGCUUUAUGAGCCAUUGUAAAACACCUUGCCAAGUGACAAUAAUCCUGGGCCACUCAGUGAAGGGAGAACUGUCAUCUAUUGUAUUGAUUUGCAAGCACUAUUUGAUAGUUUGUAUGGAUGCUUUUCCUAACUCUGCAUAGGACUGUUUCACUUCAAUCCUCCAUAAGCCAGUCAUACAAAAUGCUGCUGCUUGUGUAUCCUAUUGUGUCCCAUCUUGUUCUUCCAUCUCCCUAUGCUCAUUUACCUGUAUCGCUCCUGAGUUAAUCAAUUUUUAAAAAUUCCCAUCCUUGUUUUUAAACUCCUCUAUGGCCUUACUCAACUCAUCCUCUGGAACCUUCUCCAGCCUCGAGCUCCAACAAGCUCAAUCUCCUCCAGGGCAAAAUGACAGCUUUGGUUGUUACUGUUGUACAUGCACCAUUCAUCCCCUCCAUCACCGACAGACACAGUUCCUCACCUGGUUGCCAGUAACGGCAACUCCCCAAACCUGUGAUAUCUGUGACCAGGUCCAUGGGGAUACCACCAUCUGCGGGUCCCCCACCAAGACCUGCACCACCCUAAUUUGCAAGACUGCCACAGUUUGAGGGCAGUCAAUGAUGGGAAAUCAAUGCAUUCCUUGCCAGUAAUGUCCAGCUUCUCCAGUUCUGCUCUCUUCAUCAUCCAUAAUUUAAUCCUUCCACUACUUAGCCUUUCUGGAAUUCCCUACCUAAACUCAUCUCUGUACAAUUCUUACCUUCCUUUAUGACAUUCUCCAAAUGCUGAAUUUGGCCCCAAUAUUGCAAUGGACUUGGUAUCAAAUGUUGCUUGAUAUUGUUCUUGUGAAGUGCCUUGGGACAUUCUACAA
Molecule: messenger RNA, 6807 nt
Organism: Hypanus sabinus (Atlantic stingray)
Lineage: Eukaryota; Metazoa; Chordata; Chondrichthyes; Myliobatiformes; Dasyatidae
Gene: tgfbr2b
Product: transforming growth factor beta receptor 2b
Exons: 7
Coding region: 401-2017 (538 amino acids)
Biological process (GO): cellular response to growth factor stimulus; transforming growth factor beta receptor signaling pathway; protein phosphorylation
Cellular component (GO): plasma membrane; signaling receptor complex
Molecular function (GO): transforming growth factor beta receptor activity, type II; activin receptor activity; SMAD binding
Source: RefSeq, a predicted model, not a curated record